AACUUUAGUAAGGGGGAAGUGUGAAUAAAUUAUAGAAUUAAGAUUUGUUAUGAAGGAAAAAAUUUUAAAGUAUUGGUUGGCUGUCACUGAGUAGCAUUUGCAAUCGCUACGCAAAAAUAGCAACGUAAAUUGCCCCCAAGACCAGUCAGAAACGUAAGACAACCAGAGGAUAUAAUAUAUAAAAAAGACAGGGCGGUAAAGGAGGGUGGUAAAGGAUAGAUUGUAGAAACAGGACAAUGUCAUUGUCAAUGGCGUAAGGCAAUGCACACAAGAAAAAGGUGUCGAUAAAAAAAGCUAACUCUGGAUAAGGUUGUCUCUUUUCCCUGUCUUUUUCAGCCCUUCAACACUCAAGCCAUCUCUUUAACUGAACAUUUGUAUUUUCUUCGGCAUCUUUACCAGUGAAUUUGGCACCAGGGACAUCAUUUCCGAACAGAAUUGUGGUGAUGGAUUCUGAAGAGAAUGAGGUGGAAAGCAGCAGCGAUGCAGGCCCCUCGGGCAUGGAAGAGCCGUCCGAAAGCGGCAUGGGCAUGGAGUCAUCAGAGGCCAUGUCGGCCGACAGCAGCGACACGGCCUCUUCUCACAUGCAGCCGCCUGAGUCUGACUGUCAUGUCGGACAGAGCUCCGAGGGACUCGUGGUCUUCAUCCCAGAGACCAGCUCCAGCACGGAUGCCCGAGUUUCCUCUGUUCACCUCCCAGACUCCUCCUCGGUGGCCCAGUCCACCAGCGUGUCCAGCGUGUCCACGGUGACUCAGUCAGUCCUGGUGUCUGAGUCGGCUCAAGUGCUCGUUCACUCCAGUGCUGCGUCCGAAGGAGCCAUGAUGGUGUCCGACUCCACUGCCUCUACCUCGUCCGACUUGGGCUCGGCCAUCGACAAGAUCAUUGAGUCUACCAUCGGUCCUGACAUCAUAAACGGUUGCAUCGCUGUAACAAGUGCAGACGACAGGGAUGCAGAACCAACCCAAUAUCUCAUACUUCAAGGUGCUCCCAUGGUAGCCCACAUGUCUUCCUCGGCCUUGUCUGACCACAUAGCCAUCGAAGCACUUUCCGAGGGUCCGACGUCCACCUGCCUAGACCAGAGAGACAUGCAGAGGAGCCUGGAGCCCGACCAACCUGACGACCAGCCUGGUCACUCUGGCUACCCAGAGGAAAGCAGUGGUCAGCCUGAUCAGCCCCAACACUCUCACCCCUCCCAGUACAUGGACUGCAGUGCAGACGGCCCAGACCAAACAGGGGAGUCAUCACCGUCCUAUGCGGAGUGUUCUGAUGAACCAGACCAGACGCGCUCCGGGUCAGGCUUUCCCGACUACAGUGGCAACAACAGCGACCAAGACCUGCCUGGAUAUGUUGAAUGCAGCAGGGCAGAUUCAAACCCUACCAUUGGUCAGAGCUAUGUGGUGGGGUGCAGUGCCGGGUAUCUGCGCGCCGUGGACGACGGAGAGCGGAUGCAUCAUUCGCGUGCCUAUAUUGACAGUAGCGCAGAUCACAAGACUCAGAUGAGUCGGCAGUACCCAACCAAAUAUGGGGGUGUUGCCGAUUCUGAGGAACCAGGAUGUUCCCGGUACCGCACGGGGCACGAUGACGAUGAUGAGCAGAUCCAGGAUCCCGAUCAGCCACAGCAGGAGCCCCAGCGUUCCUGUUACACGGAGAAUAGCAACGGCCCCGACGCGUCCCUUUACACUGACGACAGCUCCUUGUCAGACCACCCUGUCACCGACAUGGCAGUUUCAGAGGGGGUGCUAGAGGCGGUCGAGUGCAGCGAGAGCCAACCGGGGCCCCACAUCAGCAGCAGCGGCACCUAUAGCUCCAUCCUAGAGCCGGACGUGGCCCCACAUUGUUCGGCCAGCCGGGGCGACCCUGAGAAGGAUGAAGCUGUCCCGCGUCAGGAAGUUGUCGCUUCGGCCGUGGCCGAAGGUCCCGGGGACCGGCCGCCCAAUCUGGCUGAACUUGAGGAGAUGAUGGAAGUUGUGAUUGUGCACCAGUUCAAGUGCAAAAUGUGUCCUUAUAAGAGUGUCUCUAAAGACACCUUGAUUAGCCACAUGAGGGACAAGCACUUCAAACUUGCAGGAGGUUUGCAAACAAAGCGCAAACGUGGCCGACCUCCCAAGAGGGCUCUUCCACAGUUGGGCUUUAACAAGGACUGUUCGGGAGAGGGGGGAGCGACACCGGUGAAAGUGUCUGCUUCUCAUCAAACUAAAGAAGAUGAAGAUCAGGAAGAGCACGUUCCGGAUGCCGGUGCUAUUGAUAAUUGUGACGAGGACAGUACCUACAACCCAGCUGAAGAGGACUGCUGCGGAAGAUUACCUGCCAUUUUGAAAAACCACACUCCUUCUAUUACUUCCUCUUCGCACACUCGUCCUCAGCGUAGAGUCGGCCGUCCGAAGAAAUACAUCCUUCUGGAAGAUGACGACGACAGCCAAGAGGCAGAGAGUUUAGCAAAAAAGGCAAGGGUGAAAGUUGAACACAGCGCCGGAGACGAAGCGAGCUCCUCAGUCUUGGACAAUGACUCCUCUCUGGUGGCUAAAAAAGAGGAGGUGUUGGAUGUGGUGGUGUGCCUAUCUGACUCUGAGAACAAAGAUCCCUCAUCCAACUCGCCGCCAGAAGAGUUCUUUGAGAGGAAACGAGGCCGCCCUUCAAAGUGCUUUCUUCGUAAAAAGUACAAGAAGCAUUUGAGUCGCAGUCGGUACUACAAAUCCUUCAAACCGCUCCUGAGACCUCACAACUGCUGGAUCUGUGGCUCGCGCUUCCUCACGGAGGAUGAUCUGCAAUUCCACGUGGACUCUCACGAGGGUAAUGAGCCGGAGCUCUUCAAAUGCCUCCAGUGCAACUACCAUUGCAAGCGCUGGUCCUCGCUCAAGGAACAUAUGUUCAACCAUGAAGGUACAAAGCCCUUCAAGUGUGAGAAGUGUGAUUACUCAAGUGUUUACCGGAAAGAUGUCAUUCGUCAUUCUGCGGUUCACAACAAAGAAAAGAAAAAAAAAGAUACGCAGGUGGGGACUGCAACCGAGUUCCCGUGUCCUGUGUGUCACAAAAUUUACCCCAUGCAGAAGAGGCUGACUCAGCAUUUGAAGACACACAGCGCUGAGAAGCCGCACAUGUGCGAUAAGUGUGGCAAAUCCUUCAAGAAGCGCUACACAUUCAAAAUGCACCUUAUGACACACCUUCAGAGUGUGGGAGACAGCAAGUUCAAAUGUGAGUUUUGUGACUACAUUUGCGCCAACAAGAAGCAGCUGCUCAACCACCAGCUGUCCCACACCAGCGACCGACCCUUCAAGUGCGAUUACUGUAAAUACGCCACUUCCAAGGAGGAAUUCCUGGUGUCUCAUCUGGCCAUUAAACACACUGGAGACAAGCCUUUUGCCUGCACUAUGUGUCACUUUGGGACUAAACAUCGAAAGAACCUUCGACACCAUGUGCAGUGUCGCCACCCGGAAGCCUUUGAGGACUGGUCACUUACUCACCCAGAGGCCGAGGCAAAGAGACGCCGCAAACCUUUCCUUACCCUGCAGCGCGUGGAGGAGUUAAAACAGCAAAACGAGGAUGGAGCUCAAGUUUUGCCAAACACCAUUGUUUCAGUCGACCAUGUAGCUCUUCAAACUAUUCAAGAGAUUGGAAAUGCUUCCGUCUCCGAUGAUGCACUGGGAAAUACGACCAUCAUCUAUGAACAAGAUGAUUCAGGUGAACUCUCCGCCCAAAAUGCGCUGAGCCUGCUGCUAAAUAUGAGCAAUGCCCGAGAAUUGGUUGGAAACACCUUACAAGUUGCAGUACUCAACCCGGACGGCAGCACUGAGGUCAAAGCUUUGGAGAAGGAAACGUGGAGCGCCGUGUCAGCGGCACAGGGACAGACCCACAAGGUCGUCACCGUCCACGUGUCCGAGAACGGCGAAACUGUUCUGCAGGAGGCUUAUGAGACUGAGAUGGAAGAAAUCCCCCAGAUAGCAAUGGAAACCUACACGGACGAAGGGGAGUUCAGUGUGGUGGAACAAGUGACUGAAGAGGUCCAAAGUUCUGAGUGCAGUGAUGAGAAGAAUGAUCAAGUUCAGGCUGCAGAGGAGUCCCAGGUACAGAAUCUGAAAAGUGACAAGUUCUACCUGGCGACUGGACUAUCCGAUGGUGUUCUGCAACAAGUAGAGCUGAGCAGCGAAGCGCCUGCCUCUCCUCCUCCGAUAAGCUCACCCAGCGUCAGUGCCAAAAGGUUUUCCUGUCGCAUAUGCACAGAGUCUUUUAAUGGCCGCUCGGAUAUGGAGAAUCACAAGCGGGCGCACUUGGAUCCCAACACCUUCAAGUGCCCUGACUGUGAGUUCACAUCCAGUUCCUGGCCAGAGGUUAAGACCCACAUGGAGCUUCACUCAUACUUACGACCUCACAAAUGCCACAGCUGCAGCUUUGCCUCCAAGAAUAAGAAGGACCUGCGCAGACAUCUGCUGACACACACAAAUGAAAAGCCAUUUUCUUGUACACUCUGUGGCCAAAGUUUCAAUCGCAAUGGCCACCUCAAGUUCCACAUGGACCGCCUGCACCAUCAGCAUCAGACCACCACCAAGAGCCGUACCGCCGCCUCCCAGCAGACCAUCAUUGUAAACCGUGAUGAGGAGGCGCUGGCCACAUUGCAGUCCCUGCAGACCCACCAGACAGUCAUCAGCCCAGAUCAGCUGCAGGCACUCACUCGAGAGCAUAUAAUCGUGGCCCAAGAUCAAUCUCUUUCAGACCAGGCAGAGGGCACAUACAUUCAACAGAUCACUACAAUUGAUGGACAGACAGUCCAACACUUGAUGACAGGAGACAACCAAGUCACGGAGGUGCAGUACAUCAUCUCCCAGGAUGGUGUGCAGCACUUGAUUCCGCAGGAGUACGUGGUGCUAGCAGAUGGUGACAUCCAGAUACCAGAUGGACAGAUCAUCCAGUACGAGCACGAAGGAGUUUUUCUGCAGGGGCAGCAGAUUGCAGUCAGCUCUGACAGUCCAGUCCAGUAUCUGCCUGCUGCCACAGAACAGGAAGAUCUGGAGGCUGCUGCCCACUCUGUAGUUACAGCAGUGGCAGAUGCAGCUGUGAUGGCGGAGGAACAGACACAGGUACAAGCGGUCUACACUGAAGCAACGCCCGAGCAGUUGGAACAACUCCAGCAGGAGGAGCAGAAACAACAGCAGCAGCAGGAGGAGCCAGGCGUCCACUACGACAUUGUUACCCUCACUGUUGAGUAGCUAUAAAGCGCCACUUACUUGCUUUGCCACGCAGCUAAUCUGCAUUUUGUUAUUCGCAAAUUUGUAUGAAUGUUUUCCUUUUGGGGGAAAAAAUGAUUUAAGUUGAUUCCUUUUUAGAAUAUUUAUAGAAAAUGUAAAUACAUUUCUUUUUUUGUCUUUUGUUGAUUAUCGUGUGUUGAAUAAGCUAAUAGCUGACACCAAAUAAAAUACAAUGUUUAAC
Corythoichthys intestinalis (scribbled pipefish) is the source of this 5418-nucleotide messenger RNA. RefSeq names its product zinc finger protein 335 (gene znf335). The coding region runs from base 444 to 5198 and encodes 1584 amino acids. Gene Ontology annotation, biological process: positive regulation of neurogenesis; brain development; positive regulation of transcription by RNA polymerase II. Gene Ontology annotation, cellular component: nucleus. Gene Ontology annotation, molecular function: RNA polymerase II cis-regulatory region sequence-specific DNA binding. The transcript has 28 exons. The record is from RefSeq and is a predicted model, not a curated record. Lineage: Eukaryota; Metazoa; Chordata; Actinopteri; Syngnathiformes; Syngnathidae.